Messenger RNA from Paraphaeosphaeria sporulosa, 1179 nucleotides. RefSeq lists its product as uncharacterized. The record is from RefSeq and is a predicted model, not a curated record. Bases 1 to 1179 code for a protein of 392 amino acids. The transcript has 3 exons. NCBI's taxonomy places the organism in Eukaryota, Fungi, Ascomycota, Dothideomycetes, Pleosporales, Didymosphaeriaceae.
AUGCCGGUAAUGGACUUGAACGGCCCUGUUGCCAGUCCGCCUGCAGGGCUUGACUCAAAUUUCAACAAUCCCCAGAACGAGGCUGCGCUGGCAUACACGACGCUUGCACUUUCUCUCGCCACUGUUACGCUCUUCUGCUGGUUUCGUUUUCUGGUCAAGUAUUGCAUUAUGGGGAAACUGCACCUGGAAGACUGCAAAUUUAAUUCCACCAGCUUGGGUAUGCCCGCAGCUCGCAAUGCUCAUUUACGGAUCGAAAUUAACCGCAUUCAGGUUGCUGCCAUCGUUCACAUCGCAUGUGGCUUCCAGAUCAGCCAAUUCGCGCCCAUCAUCCACAGCUGGGACAUGACGAUGCUUACAUUUGGCAAAUACCUCCUCUGGUAUCGGGUAUCAUCUAUCUUCUACAACAUCGCUAUCGUGCUUAUCAAAGUCGCUAUGCUUAUCCAAGUACUCCGUAUCUUUGUUCCUCGCGGCUCGCAAUCGAAAACCUACUACGUCGUCCACGGCUUGAUAUGGAUGAACUUGUUAUAUUACGUUAUCAUCGUUUUUCUGAUGCUAUUCAAUUGCCAACCUUUCGAAAAAGCUUGGAAACCUUGGCUCUCGGGGAAAUGCAUGCAGAUUGGCAUCAUCGCCAUGUCGACUGCUGUGGUCAACCUUAUCGGCGACCUCUCCAUUUUAUUUCUCACGCAGAACGUUAUCUGGAACCUCAUGCGCGUGGAGCGUCGCCAGCGGCUGAAGCUCUCCCUCGUCUUCAUGGCAGGUAUUGUCCCCUGCGGCUUCGCAGUAAUGUGUCUCUACUACAACGACAAGCAGAUGCACUCCACCGAUUUCACCCGCGACUCCAUGUACAUGUCGAUCGCGUGCUACGGCGAGAUUGCAUCGGGAAUGUUCGUGAUGUUCCUUCCCGUCGUCCCCAAGUUCUUUACGCAUCUCAAGACGGCUUCGAGCUUCUCUCUUCUGUCGAAUAAGCGGACAUUGGUGUCGGAGGAUGCGGGGACGAGGGGUGGGGUCGAGCAGAAGAAGAAGAGUCUCUUUCAUAUCAGCUAUACUCAGAAGGAGAGUGAGGAGAAGCUUGGGCUAUCGAUCAACGUUACGAGUACGGUUAGUGUGAGGAGGGAGAUGGCGGUUGGGCAUGGGGGCGGAGGCGGAAUCGAGAUGGUGAGGGAGAGGGAAGGGGUGUAA